Messenger RNA from Peronospora belbahrii, 771 nucleotides. Lineage: Eukaryota; Oomycota; Peronosporomycetes; Peronosporales; Peronosporaceae. The record is from the annotation of a GenBank genome assembly.
AUGUUCGACUCCAGCGGUGACGACGCGCAAGAACGACUGCUUCGCGCGCCGCUGAAUCCGCAACAAAUGGCUAUGGGCAAUAUGGGGGAUCCAGGUAUCAUUCGUCAGCAAGAGAUUGGCAACGUAGGUGGUUUGACGCCUCUUUCAACCCUUUCGACCCCGUCCACAUAUUGGCAAAAGAUAAAAAUGAUGGAGGCAGCAACGCUCAUGCGCUAUUUGCGCUAUGCAAACGUGAUCUUGGCAGUAUUGCAGGCGCUUGCGGGCUUUUUGGGACUGUUUAACCUCGUCGUACUUGAUAUCACGUGUUUCCUUAUCUCUAUCUAUUCCAUUAUCUUUGCAUUGCUAUUGCUGGCAUUUGAAUGUCGAUUCAAGCACAUGGAGCCUUGGAUUCGCCAGCAAUUUGGCUUCUUGUUCACAUAUCGUGGACGUACGGCCUUUAUCUUUAUUGUGGGCUUUAUGGACUUUGGCAUGGAAGGGUCACUACCCUAUUUUGUGGGCUUUCUUAUGUGUGGCAAUGCCAUUUUGAGUCUGUUCAUUAUGCUCUUUCACCCACAGUUCCGACAAGGAACACUGAACAUGAACAUGGAUCCGACAGUUACUUAUCGUCCUGCUGUCGAGGAAACAGAGACACUGUUGCGGCAACAUGAAGGGUUGGUAUCAAAUGCCGGAGCUUUUGUGCUUCAUGAAGCAGAGGAGCACCCGGAGUUUAUGGCCAAGAUGGCUCAAUCGUACGUCUCCCAGCAUGGGUAUGUGCCGCCUGCGCACAAGUAG